UUUGAGUUGAGAAAUUAUCAAAGAAAAAAAAAUAAAAAUAAUUUUAAAACGUAAAAAAAGUUUUUUGAAAAACAAAUAAAGAAAGAAAAAAUAAUCAAAAUUAUGAUCCGGAAAUUAUUGAUAAUAAAUAUUUUCUUUUUUGCCACAUUUUCAUUAAAUAUUGGUGCGCCAUAUUAUGGUACUCUAAUAUUGGGACAUGAAGCAGAACAAAAUCAAUUCCCAUGGCAAGUUUCGAUAACAAAUUAUAAAAAAAAUGGUCAAAUAAAUAUAUGUGGUGGAACAUUAAUAUCAAAUCAAUGGAUUUUAACAGCAGCAACUUGUUUAGGAAAUGAAAGUGAAAAAAUUUUAAUUGGUUUAGGUUCAAAUGAAUUAAAAUCACCGGCAAUUAUUCGAACUGCUACAAAUACAAUUAUACAUAAAGAUUUUAAUCCGAAAGAUGUACGUUUACCAAAACAUAAUUUAGCAAUAUUAAAAAUGAAUGAUACUGUUAAUUUUACUGAUUGGAUUGAACCAAUUUUAUUACCUGGUGAAGAUCAAAUGGGUUUAUCAUUUGAAGGUGUUAAAGCAAGAAAUUCUGGUUGGGGUACAAAAGUUAUUGAAAUACCAAAUGAUAAAAAAACAUCAUCAUCAACAACUGAUUCAUUAAAUUGGCAUGAAUUAACAGUUAUAUCAAAUCAAGAUUGUCUUUCAUCAUAUACUGAUGUAACAAAUGAAGCACUUUGUACAAGAGUUAUUACCGGAGGUAAUGUAUGUUUAUCUGAUAUUGGUGGUCCAUUAGUUAUAUUAGAUCCAGAAGGUUGGAAAUUAGUUGGUAUUGCAUCAUAUACACUUGAUUGCGAUUCAUCAUAUCCAGCUGUAUUUUCACGUAUAACAUCAUAUUUAUAUUGGAUAUCAGAAGUUACUGGAAUUAAAUUGAAUUAUUAUUAAUUAAAACCAAAUUAUAUAUGUAUAUGUACAUGUUAAAUAGGUGAAUAAUAUAUAAUAUAAAAAUUGUGGUUAUAUAAUAUUUUUAUAUACAGAAUAAUAUGCAAUUUGUACAAAUUAUAUAUUAAAAAAAAUAUAAAAAUUUUAAAUAUUUAUAUUGAAAUUAAUUAAUGUAAAUGCGAAUGUUAUAUAAUAAGUCUCAUAAUUUUAUUUAUUUCAUUUUAGUUUAAUAAAAGAAAAAAAUUUUAUUUUAUUAAUUUUUUAAAUUCUAUGCGUAUAUUUUAUAUAUAAUAUAAUUAAACUAUUUUUAUUUUUUUCAAAAUUUUUGGAUUUUCUUAAAUUUUGUAUGCAUGUAUAAAUGCAGGUUAAUUAAUAUAUACUUAGGUUUAGAAUAUUUAAUACGGGUUAUUAAAUAUUCUGAAAUAUGGGGGAAAGUAUUGAUUAUAAAAAUUAUACAUAUAUAAAUUAUUUAUCAAGGUGUGUAGAAAUCAAUAUUGUAGAUAAUUCGGUUUAAAAAUUUGUUUUUGUUGAAAACAAUCUUAUUCUUAUAUAUAUUAUUAAGUAUUACAGAUGGAUUUAAAAAAAAUUAAAGCUCAUAGGCCGGCAUCUAGAGCAAAAAGAAAAAAAUAUAUAUACUAAGUAAAACAAAAAUAAUCUUUUUUUUUUUGGGAAAUAUUCGCAAUUACGAAAGUGAAAUAUAAAUUUAAUUUAAUAAAGGUGUAAGGUUUUCUCUAUAACACAAAUCAAAUGUAUGCUGAAUUUUGAUUCAUAGUGAUAAUAAUUUCAGAGUUCACAGGUAUAUAGUGUGUACGUUAGCGCCAUAUAGAGAGGUAUAGAUAAAAUUCAAUUCCACUUCAUGCGGCUUUAAGAUAUUCUAGUAAAAACUGUAAUAGUAAAAUAUAUUGAAAUUUAUUAAUUGUGGAAAAAAAAUUAAUUUGUGUCAAAAAUUCAAAUUUAAUCUUUGUAUUAACUACUUCCGUUUUCUGACGUUGUUAUAA
Condylostylus longicornis is the source of this 1922-nucleotide messenger RNA. Its product is annotated as collagenase-like. The record is from RefSeq and is a predicted model, not a curated record. The transcript has a single exon. Bases 103 to 927 code for a protein of 274 amino acids. Gene Ontology annotation, biological process: proteolysis. NCBI's taxonomy places the organism in Eukaryota, Metazoa, Arthropoda, Insecta, Diptera, Dolichopodidae. Gene Ontology annotation, molecular function: serine-type endopeptidase activity.